AAAUGUUGGAAAAAAAGACCUGUAUAUAACACAAGUUGACACUAUUGAAGACAACGAAAACAAAGAAACUUAGACCCUAAGUUCAAAAUUUUGAACUAUAUAUCAAUCCUUUAGCUUCUUCUUCGUCAGUCCACUCCAAAAAUCCAAACCACCAAAUCUCGGCAUUUUUCAACGAAUGCCGGAAAAGCCAUUAUUCGGGAAAUAUGAGCUCGGAAAAUUACUCGGCUGUGGCGCAUCCGCCAAAGUUUACCAUGCCCGAGAAAUCAACAAUGGCCAAAGCGUCGCGAUCAAAAUGAUCAACAAAAACAACAAAGACAAUAUUCCAAACGAAAACAUUGAGCGCGAGAUUUCCAUCUUGCGCCAGCUGCGCCACCCUUACAUUGUCAAACUCUAUGAAGUGCUCGCCACGAAAUCAAAAAUCUAUUUCGUCAUGGAAUACGUUAAAGGAGGCGAAUUAUUCACCAAAAUUGCCGAUCACGGCCGAUUCAGCGAGGAUCUUAGCCGGAAAUACUUUCAGCAACUAAUUUCCGCGCUCAAUUACUGUCAUUCACGUGGAAUCUACCACCGCGAUUUGAAACCUGAAAACAUAUUAAUUGAUGAAAAUGGGGAUCUCAAAAUUUCCGAUUUCGGUCUAAGUGCCACAACUGACCAAAUACAAAAAUUCGACGGGCUGUUACAUACCGUUUGCGGAUCUCCAGCUUACGUGGCACCGGAGAUUCUAACAAUUAAAGGAUACGACGGAGCUAAAACUGAUAUAUGGUCAUGUGGAAUUAUUCUGUACGUGAUGAUCGCCGGUUAUUUGCCGUUUUACGAUCAGAAUUUAAUGCUAAUGUACAAAAAAAUCUACAAAGGUGAAUUCAAGUGCCCGAAAUGGAUGUCUCCUGAUGUUAUACGGAUAUUAUCUCGUCUUCUGGAUACAAAUCCGGCGACGAGAAUAACGAUUGAUGAAAUUAUCAAGGAUCCGUGGUUCAGAAAGGGAUUGAAAUUUAUUAAAUUUGCAGGGGAAGAAGAAGAUAAAUCUUCAUUAUCAAGUAAUUGUUUGAAUGCGUUCGAUUUAAUUUCGUUUUCUCAAGGAUUAGACAUUUCGGGAUUGUUCAAAUCGAAUAAUCCGGCGAAUGAUUUGGAGAGGACGGUGGUGGAACAGUCGCCGGAGAGUGUAAUUGAGAGAGUUGAGGAAAUGGCGAAGAAGGAGAAUUUCAGAUUAAGGAAAAAGAAAGAAUGGGGAAUUGAGAUGAAAGUGCAAAAUGGUAAAUUAACAAUGAGCGUCGAUAUUUACAGAUUGACAGAACGAUUUGUAAUUGUGGAGGUAAAAAGAGAAGCUGGAAAUGGUGAUUUGUAUACAGAUCUAUGGCGGAAUAAAUUGAAGGCGGUAAUUCUGGGCCAGCAAAUAGCAGAGAUUCAGGAUUCCGGUAGCUAGAUUUCACGGCGGGGAAGAAGCUUGAGUGAAUCUAUUUUAAUUUUAUUUUUAUCACAUUAC
Messenger RNA from Nicotiana tabacum (common tobacco), 1477 nucleotides. Lineage: Eukaryota; Viridiplantae; Streptophyta; Magnoliopsida; Solanales; Solanaceae. The record is from RefSeq and is a predicted model, not a curated record.